Molecule: messenger RNA, 3081 nt
Organism: Linum tenue
Lineage: Eukaryota; Viridiplantae; Streptophyta; Magnoliopsida; Malpighiales; Linaceae
Source: the annotation of a GenBank genome assembly
CUAACAUUUUACUAUUUUAGCACCCGAUUCUGCGUAGACUAGUAAUGGACCAAAAGUCGAGACUCGGGGCUCAACGGCACUGAUUCUGAACGAGUGACUAGAGACUACUGAAUAGGCACGUGCCAGCCCAAUUUGAAUCUGUAAGCACCAGGAAGAAAACCCCUCUUCUCUUUCUCACCCACUUCUCUUCCGCUUUUCUCUCUCUUUCUGUCUCUCCUGUGUUUUGUUUUUUUUGAAUCGGAGGCAGGAGCAGCAGCCAUGGAAGCGAUACUGGUGGACUGUGUGAACAACAGUCUCCGCCACUUCAUGUUUGGAAACGCCAUUUUCAUGUGCGAACGCCUCUGCGCCGAGUUCCCUUCCGAGACAAAUUUAGAGUUGUUAGCUCGGUGCUAUUUGCAAAAUAAUCAAGCCUAUUCUGCUUAUCAUAUCCUUAAAGGAACACAAAUGGCUCAAUCCCGCUACUUGUUUGCAAUAUCAUGCUUUCAGAUGGACCUCUUAAAGGAAGCAGAAGCAGCAUUAUGUCCUGCUAAUGAUCCAGGCGCCGAGGUUCCCAAUGGUGCUGCAGGGCAUUACCUUCUUGGUCUUAUUUACAGGUAUACUGAUAGAAGGAAAAGUGCUAUCGAUCACUUUAAGGAGGCUUUGUUGGCAGAUCCUCUUCUCUGGGCUGCAUACGAAGAGCUGUGUGUAUUAGGUGCUGCUGAAGAGGCAACUGCCAUUUUUGGUGAAGCAGCUUGUCUUGGUAUUCAAAAACAGUACUGCCAUCACCUGGCAGUUACUCACAACAUGCAUGUGUCAAGUGAAGAUCGCACUGUAGCUUCAACUAGAAACUCCAGCUCAGAAGAUGGUAGUCCAAGGCAGCUGAAACAUAUGCAAGGCACUAACUUGAGAGAACUAUCAGGAAAUUGCCAUGUCUCAUCAGCAGGAGUUGGUAGUCAGCCUUCAAAUGGAGGUCCCCCAAGCUUAGGAUUUUACAAUACUCCUUCACCAAUGGCACAGUUCUCGGGCGUUGCACCCCCUCCAUUAUGUAGGAAUCUUCCGGCUAACGGUCCAAAUCUUAGUAAUGCUAAUACUGAUAACUCUCCAAAGUCAGUUGUGAACGCCAAUUUUCAAGCUCCGCGAAGGAAGGUUGUUGAUGAAGGGAAAUUACGCAAGAUUUCUGGAAGGCUAUUCCCUGAUUCUGGCCCUCGACGUAGUUCAAGACUUGCCGCAGAGGCGGUGACCAACGCAAAUGCGACCACCACGUCAGUUGCGGGGAACGGGAACGGCAAUUCUUCUAAGUUUCUUGGAGGUUCCAAGUUGGGUUCCAUGGCAAUACGUUCUGUAACCCUUCGUAAAGGACAGUCUUGGGCCAAUGAAAAUUAUGAUGAAGGGAUUCGUAAUGAGGCUUUUGAUGAUGUGCAUGCAAAUGCUCCUUCUACAAAUCCUACUCCGUCACCAUCUGGUGAAACUAGAUCUACUGAAGCAGAUGGAGCAACUGUCCCUGUUGGCACGGCUGUGAUAAGUGCCUCAAAAAUCUUUAGUGGUACUUCUGAAAUAUUAAGCCUCUUAAGAAUUCUUGGAGAAGGCUACAGGUUCUCUUGUUCUUAUAGGUGUCAGGAUGCUCUGGAUGCAUACAUGAAACUACCAUACAAGCACUAUAACACAGGAUGGGUACUUUCCCAGGUUGGAAAAGCAUACUUUGAAUUGGUUGAUUAUCUGGAAGCUGACCGUGCGUUCAGUCUUGCUCGUCGUGCAUCACCAUACAGUUUGGAAGGGUUAGACAUAUAUUCUACUGUUCUUUAUCAUUUGAAGGAAGACAUGAAGUUAAGUUACCUUGCUCAAGAAUUGACAUCGACUGAUCGCUUAGCUCCCCAAUCUUGGUGUGCAAUGGGAAAUUGCUAUAGUUUACAGAAAGACCACGAAACCGCUUUGAAGAAUUUCCAGCGAGCUGCACAACUUAGUUCAAGAUUUGCUUAUGCACAAACACUUUGUGGACACGAAUACAUAGCUUUGGAGGAUUUUGAAAAUGGAAUCAAGUGUUACCAGAAUGCAUUGAGAAUUGAUACCAGACAUUACAAUGCCUGGUAUGGACUUGGAAUGGUCUACCUACGGCAGGAGAAAUUCGAAUUUUCCGAGCACCAUUUCAGGAUGGCUUUCCAAAUAAAUCCACGUUCGUCUGUUAUAAUGUCGUAUCUCGGGACUGCAUUGCAUACGUUAAGGAGAAAUGAAGAAGCGCUGGACAUGAUGGAAAGGGCGAUAUUGGCCGAUCGGAAGAACCCUCUUCCAAUGUAUCAAAAGGCUAAUAUCCUUGUUAGCAUGGAAAGCUUUGAUGAAGCCUUGGAAGUUCUAGAAGAGCUCAAAGAAUAUGCACCUCGUGAAAGCAGCGUCUAUGCAUUGAUGGGUAAAAUUUACAAGAGGCGAAACAUGCAUGACAAGGCCAUGCUUCAUUUUGGCCAUGCCUUGGAUUUGAAACCCUUCUGUACCUCGGACAUGUUUUGAAUCUUCCAUUCGGUGAUGAUAUCAUUUAAGGAUAUUCUACCCAACAAAUUCUUUGGUAUCGUGUUGAUCAACAGGCUGCCAUUGAGAAGCUGCAUGUACCAGAUGAGCUAGAAGACUUGGAUGAUGACUAGAUGCGAGCAGAUACAGAAGGUCAAAGAACCUGGUACAGAGUUCGUGAUUAAGAGAGGAAGGUAUGACCUGAGGCCAGAACUUGUCUGCUCGUGCUUUUGAUGAAUCGCGAAAAACCAGAGGCUCUUCCUCGAUGUGCAGACCUCGGUGAAGACAUCUCAGUUUUGAUUGAUUAGAUGAUCGAUUAAUUAACACACACUGCAGACCAAAACCGAGGCGCUGGGAAUCUGCCAAUACUUUGUACCAAAUAUACUUGUGUAUCGAAUUCGGAGAAACAAUGGAAAAAGGGGUAAAAAGUUAGUGUACCAUUCAUCUGUGUUACUGUCAAAAGCUAGUUUACCAUUCAUCUGGUAUCUGUGCCUCCUGUUCCUUUCAUAUGUAAUCUCAUGCAAUUCUUCAAGGCUGUUAGCUAAAUGAAUUGUUCUCUUUCUCAAUAUUCUCAGGAUUUUGGAAAUAUAAUCAAGUAUUACCCUA